UUUUGCCUCCUCUUCUGAAACUACGGGUUUUAAUUUUGUGUGAUAGUUUUCGAUUGCAGCGAGGGACAUACAGAUAUUGCCAUGCACACACGGGCAUAUGGCCUUCCUGCUUCAGGCCGAGCGGCCGCCGCCGUCCGUAUUGCCUUCACCUCAUCCCGCCGGAGAAACACCCAAUCCACCGCAUCUGAUAGAGUAGUGAGAGAGUUAGGCUGCGGCUGCGAAGAUGGUGUGCAUCCGGCAGGCGACCAUCGACGACCUGCUGGCGAUGCAGGCGUGCAACCUGAUGUGCCUGCCGGAGAACUACCAGAUGAAGUACUACUUCUACCACAUGCUCUCGUGGCCGCAGCUGCUGUUCGUCGCCGAGGACUACGGCGGCCGCAUCGUCGGCUACGUGCUCGCCAAGAUGGAGGAGGACCCCUCGGAGCCCUGCCACGGCCACAUCACCUCCCUCGCCGUCCUCCGCUCCCACCGCAAGCUAGGGCUCGCCACCAAGCUCAUGUCCGCCGCGCAGGCCGCCAUGGACCAGGUCUUCGGCGCCGAGUAUGUCUCCCUUCACGUCCGCCGCUCCAACCGUGCCGCCUUCAACCUCUACACGUCCACCCUCGGCUACCAGAUCCACGACAUCGAGGCCAAGUACUACGCCGACGGGGAGGACGCGUUCGACAUGCGCAAGCUCCUGCGGCAGCCGCAGGCCAAGAAGCACCACCAUCAUCAUCAUCACCACCACGGUCCCGGCGGGUGCUGCUCCCACGACGCUCCUCCUACGGCUGCGUCUGGUUCUUCUCCUCAGUCUUCUAAUUCGCCGGAUAAGAAGCCGAGCGCUUGAGGUCCGAUGCAAGUCUACUAAAGAAGAGCAGCUGAGCCCAUAGCAAUUGCACACAUCUUGUGCUCCUUGGAUGAGGAUUGUAUCUUUCUUUUACAAAGAGAACAGAGAAGCUCUGUAUUGUGAUGAUGUGUUUUAACUGUGUGCCUCGAUGAUUCCAGUUGUUGGAGCGACCCCCUGUAACGUGUGAGAAUGUCAUGCAAAUAUUUUCACUUGACAUUGUUAUUGUGUUUGUAACAUUAAGUCCAGAGUUGGAUGCUUUGUCAGCUGACCUGAAGAUCAUGCCAGUGAACUGUGCAGAUGAAUUUUCAAUUGCACAGAGAUCAGAAUAAUGUUACCGUAUCUCCGUGUUUUCUU
Molecule: messenger RNA, 1180 nt
Organism: Phragmites australis (common reed)
Lineage: Eukaryota; Viridiplantae; Streptophyta; Magnoliopsida; Poales; Poaceae
Product: N-terminal acetyltransferase A complex catalytic subunit NAA10-like
Exons: 3
Coding region: 224-826 (200 amino acids)
Biological process (GO): N-terminal peptidyl-glutamic acid acetylation
Cellular component (GO): NatA complex
Molecular function (GO): protein N-terminal-serine acetyltransferase activity; protein-N-terminal-glutamate acetyltransferase activity
Source: RefSeq, a predicted model, not a curated record